Molecule: messenger RNA, 3224 nt
Organism: Thamnophis sirtalis
Lineage: Eukaryota; Metazoa; Chordata; Lepidosauria; Squamata; Natricidae
Source: RefSeq, a predicted model, not a curated record
CUGAAAGAAGUUGGAAAGGAACAGCCAAAAACAGAAGCUGAAGUUCCAGCCAAUGCCAUCAAAAAUCGAUAUCCCCAUGUUCUACCAUGGUUAUAGCUCCCCACAGGAGUUCAUUGCUACCCAGGGGCCUUUGAAAAAAACUCUGGAUGAUUUUUGGAGACUGGUAUGGGAGCAGAACAUCUGUACUAUUGUGAUGUUGACAGUGGGCAUGGAGAAUGGACGGGUGUUAUGUGAAUACUACUGGCCAACAGACAUCUCUCCUGUCUCUUCUGGAGAAAUUAGCAUCCAUCUGCUGGCUCAGAAUUUUGCUGAUGAGUGGACAACACGGGAAUUUAAACUGCAGCAUAAAGGACUAAAUAUGGAACGAAGAUUAAGUCACUUACACUACACAGCAUGGCCUAAUCAUGGUAUUCCUGAGUCUACCACCUCCAUGAUUGCUUUCAUAGAAUUGGUACGAGCACAUAUGCAGAGUGUAAAUGAAUGUGGACCUAUCCUGGUGCAUGGUAGUGCAGGAGUGGGUCGCACCGGCACCUUCGUUGCCCUUGAUCGGCUCCUACAGCAAUUAAAGCACGAGAAGCUGGUUGAUAUCUUCAAUACUGUUUACAGUCUUCGAAUGAAUCGGCAUUGUAUGAUAGAGACACUGGGGCAAUACAUUUUCCUGCAUAGCUGUAUCCUAGAGAAGAUCUCUGAAGACCCACUCAUUGGCCUGUCAGAGAUCUCCCAUCCAGUCUCUCUCAAAAGUUUUGUUCAGCACCAUGCAAAAAACUGUUCUCAGUCCAAUGCUGGCUUCCUAAAGGAAUAUGAGCAGAUGCUCUUGGAAGUUGCAAAAGAGGAAAUAAAUUCUGCCAUACCACCCUCUGUCAAUCAGCAAAUCAACCUUAGCUCCAGCAAGAUACCAUAUGAUCGCUCUAAAGUGAAGUUUUUACCACUGGAUCGAGAUCCAUUCUCAGAUCUUGCACAUGUCUGGUUCAUCCCUGCUCCAGAUAAAUCAUGCUGGCCAUCGGAGGGUGAACCUGUCUGCACAGAGAUGCUCACCAUACAGCAAGGGCCUGAAAAGAUCAUUUCAGGAUGGCCUUGUGUUCAGCUCAGACUAAAAUAUGAGAAAAAGGCAAAGGAAAGAGUGUUGCAACAGUUCCGAUUUCCUUUGGGGGAAGGAGAAGAGUUGCCAGAUCCUGAGGUUCUGGUGGGUUUUCUCACAGUUGUCAGACAGCUAGUGCCAUACCGGAAGAGGACCAGCCCUUUAGUUCUGCAUUGCAGUUCGGGAGGUGUAGGCCAGAUGGGCAUACUCAUUGCCUUAGAUACUCUGCUGCAGCAGAUGAAAGGAGAGAAAAAUGUGGAUGUGUACGGUGUUGUUUUGAGGCUGGUGAGGAGCUGUUGUCUCAUGACACCAUCAUUGGAUAAAUAUAUUUAUCUAUAUGAAUGCAUUCGUGAUGUCAUCACCCAGAAACAAGUUUAGGCUCUGGUUUCUGCUCCUGGUUAGAUGAUGGAUAGAACUUCAGUGUGCAGCAGAAUUAUGGACAUAGACUGAAUUGGUGCUUCCCUGUGCUGUGAUGAGCAGCUACCCCAGGGCUCUGACCUUGAUCUGUGCAGAAGGUGAAAUAAUGAGUCUGUAAAAAUGCUGGCUGUGAUGUUCCACUCUUCCAGUUGGAGAAAGAUAAUUUCUGCUGACAGCAGACUUCUGUUCCUCAAGGCAGAGUUGUGCAUGCCAUAACAACUCAUUCUUCAUUCUGGAUACACCGUUUGCUGAGUUGGGGGGGGGGGGCGGAAUAGAAAAAUCACCUCCUGAGCCUUCCCAAGUUUUGUUCAGUUCUUAAAAAUACAAUGAAACAUGUUUUUGGAUAUGGAUAGAGUUGGUAGGUUCAAGAUGUCUCAUGAUGUCAUUGUACAAAUUUACAAUAAGUACAUUUCAGAUAAUAACAGCUUUGUGAUAAAAACAAAGCUGGAGAAGUUGCAAGAAUGGGUAAUGGAAUAAAGAUCCAGUGAUAUUCAUUCAUAUUCUCUCUCUCUCUCUCUCUCUAUCUCCCUCCCUCCCUCCCCCCCCCUCUCUCAUUUCUGAUGUUGCAUGUUGGAUCCCCAACAUACCCAGUUACAGCAGUUAAGUCCAUCAUACGGAAUGCCAUUGUCUGGAUACCAGCUUCCCCCCCUCCCCCUUAUUUUGACAUUUCCCAAUACAAAUAGGCUGAGUAAAAUACCUUAUUGUUAACUGGCUUAUUAACAGUAGGAUAAUCCCAAAUCAGUGAUUUAUCUUCUUUCCAUAUUCCACAACCGAAUUAUGCAGAAAGAUUGUUUUGCAUAUAUAAAAUUAUUCAUAUUUUUUUAAAAAAACCAGCCUAAGUCUGCCUCUCUUACAAAGAGAAAGAGGUAAGAGUAUUCUAAAGAUAUGUGUUGUGUAAUGUAACACUGGAGGUAAAUAAAAAUGGAUUAAAAGUUUACCAGAUGAAUUUUGGUAAAGACGUUCUCAAAAAGGUUAUCUUAUAGAGAAUAUGAAUAACUUUCCUAAUUUGGUAUGAAAGAGAUUUGUUUCAGUUGCAUAAGUUUUUAUUUAAUGCAGAAUAGGUUCCUUGAAAGGUUAAAAUUACAGAAUGGUCUGGAAAAGCUGAUACCAACUACACAAACACCAUCUUGCCUUAUUUUGAAUUUUCCCAAAACUUAUGCCUAGCUAUUGUUGCAGAUAAAGCAAGUUUUCCUAAACCCCUUAAUCCAUACACAGAACCAGCUAGAAAAAACAACUCAUAUUGCAAAUUUAUAGCUUCCUCUGUUUCUCUUGAGUUCCACUCUUAACUCUGGAUUCCUGAAUCUCACUUGGUUCCACUUCGAAGUGUGUAGCAAAGAAAAGGUGAAAACAACUGCAGUAGUAAGUUUUGGAGACACAGCUUGAAAGUUGGGUUUUUCCUCUCAUAAGUUCUGAUCUGUGAUCCUAUUAUUUACAUGAAAGUAACUCAUUGUACUAAACUUAAUUUAAUUAUUAAAAUGAAUAUUCACAGGAUUCCAUGACAGGCUUUUCUUAUCCUAAAGCAUUGCUUGAGAAAUUUAUUUUGAGUUUCAUGAAAUCCAGUUUUGCUUUUCUUUGACUUACCCCUAAUUUCAUUUCUUAAAGUUGUAACUUUAAUUUUGAAAUGGGAUUGAACUAUCCAUUGGGAGAAGUGCAUUUUUUACAGAUAGGUAUGAGUUACCCCAAUUUCCUGGGGAAAAUUGUUUUAUAAUAAUAAAUUAUUCUAUGAAAA